UAGAGCACCGAUAGUUAUGUCACCUGGGUUUAUUUGGGUCUGACCGAUCCGAACCGGCUUUUAUUUCCCCGUCUCCAAAGACAAAACUAUUGUGAAACCUCUGCAGGAUUCGGGACACCGACGGAACGGAAGCACCAUGACAACGGCCGUGCUGGGAGGCGGGCUGAGCGGCCUGUCCGCCGGAUACUACUUGUUGCGGCGGUUCGGCAAGCCGCUGACCAUCUACGAAGCCUCGCCUCGAGUGGGCGGAUGGGUGCGGACGGAGAACCGCAAGGACCGCAACUUCAUCUUCGAGAGCGGGCCCCGAACCAUACGCCCCGUUGGCCUGCCGGGAGCCAAUACGCUGGAACUGGUGGAGGAGCUGCAGCUGGAGGUGAAUCCCAUACGGCGCAGUCAUGUGGCGGCCCGCAACAGGAUGCUCUUUGCCAAGGGUCAGUUGUGCAUGCUGCCCAACAGCCCGAAAGGACUCUUCGGUGUCCUGCCGCCUUUCACUAAGCCGCUGUACAAGGCCAUACUGCGCGAUCUGGUCACCUCGAGCAAAAAGGCCAAGCUGGAGGACGAGAGCAUCUACAGCUUCGCGGAGCGGCGGUUUGGCAAGGAGAUAGCCGACUACGCCAUCAGUCCCAUGAUCUGCGGCAUUUGCGCCGGAGAUGCGCGAGAGAUCAGCGUGCGCUUCCUGAUGGAGGGACUCUUCGAGAAGGAGCAGAAGUACGGUGGCGUACUCAAGGGUUCACUGAUGGCCCGCUUCAAGGACAAGCAGGUGGACUCCAAGAAGGAGGGCCUCUUCGCCCAGGAACAGCCCAAGCUGUGUGCCCGGGCGCUGGAGGAGAAGUGGGCCAUGUACGGGCUGCAGGGCGGACUGGAGACCCUGCCCAAGGCCAUGCGAAAGUACCUGGGCGAGCGGGAUGUCAGUGUGCAGCUGAGCAACGAGUGCCGCAACCUGACAUUUAGCCCCUCCGGCGUCCGGAUGACCCUCAGAGAGGCAGAUGUGCCAGUGGAGCAUGUGGUCAGCUCGCUGCCUGCCCACAAACUAGCGCCGCUGGUGAAGCAGCAGCAUCCUUCGCUGAGCGCCCAACUGCUGGACAUCCCCUACGUGGAUGUGCUGGUGGUGAACAUGCAGUUCCCUGGCAAACUGCUCAAGCAGCAAGGCUUCGGAUUGCUGGUGCCGCCCGUGGAGAAGCUGCCCAUUCUGGGCGUGAUCUUCGACAGCUGCUGCUUCGAGAUGGGCGAGAACACCGUGCUGACCGUGAUGAUGGGCGGCCAUUGGUUUGACCAGUGGUUCGGCGAUCGCCCCAGUCCCAAGCAGAUCCUCGACCUAGCCACCAGCCAGGUGCAGCGCAUCCUGCAGAUCCGCGAGGAGCCCAAGUUCAGUCGGGUGCACACGCUGCACAAGUGCAUUCCCCAAUACACGGUGGGCCACAAGCGGCGUGUGGAGGGCAUCCGGAACUAUAUCAAGACGUACAAGCUGCCGCUGUCGUUGUGCGGAGCCGCCUACGAUGGCGUGGGCAUCAACGAUGUCAUCCUGUCGGCCCGGCACCAGGUGGAAGCCAUGCCGUCGUCCUAAACCAACCAUUCCCAAGGGCAUACCCUCCAUCCUCCAUUCUCCAUUGGUAUUUCUGUGUUGUAUUUGCUUAAGCUGGUUUUGUGAGUAGUAAAGUAGUAGGUCCUUUGUACAUUGAA
Molecule: messenger RNA, 1680 nt
Organism: Drosophila elegans
Lineage: Eukaryota; Metazoa; Arthropoda; Insecta; Diptera; Drosophilidae
Gene: Ppox
Product: protoporphyrinogen oxidase
Exons: 1
Coding region: 137-1564 (475 amino acids)
Biological process (GO): heme biosynthetic process
Cellular component (GO): mitochondrial inner membrane
Molecular function (GO): protoporphyrinogen oxidase activity, oxygen as acceptor
Source: RefSeq, a predicted model, not a curated record